Messenger RNA from Raphanus sativus (radish), 784 nucleotides. RefSeq lists its product as uncharacterized. Lineage: Eukaryota; Viridiplantae; Streptophyta; Magnoliopsida; Brassicales; Brassicaceae. Bases 1 to 750 code for a protein of 249 amino acids. The record is from RefSeq and is a predicted model, not a curated record. The transcript has 6 exons.
AUGACCAGUUUGAUUCUCAACCCUGUGAAAGACUUGAAGCCAUACAAGUCGAAAUGGAGAUCUCAAGUGAAAUUGCUACAUUCUUGGCAACAAAGAACUUCUUUCGCUGGAGAGACUCUUCAGAUGGUUCUAACAGAUGAACAUAUUCAUGCUACAUGCAAAAGGGAGCACAUCAAAAGUUUUCAACGUAAACUUCCUCUAGGAAAAUGGUGUUUUCUAACUACGUUUUCUGUCUCCCAAGCAACAUGCAAAUAUAGGCCAACGAGUCAUCCUUACAAGAUGACAAUCGGUGAUGAAACUGUUAUAACACCUUCUGGCCUAAUGGAAGAUAGCAUCUUCUUGGAUCUUGCCAGAUUCGAAGAUAUCUUGGAUGGGACCUUAAAGCCCCACUUCCUUAUUGAUGUGAUGGAGAAAAUCGUGAGCCUUAAACCAGUUAAAACCGUGCAAGUGAAAGGACAGGAUCGGAAGGUUGUACAUUUUCGUUUGGCUGACUCAAGUGGUAAUGAACUUGCAUGCUGUUUGUGGGGGAAAUAUGCUGAGCAAUUGGAGGUUUAUGAUGAACGUGAACAACCACUGAUCUGUUUGAUCAGGUUCGCUAAGAUUUGUUUCUACCAAGGUGAGGUGCAAGUAACAAAUGCAUUUGAUGCAUCCAUUGUUUAUCUUGAUCCAACUAUGGAAGAGGCAGUGCAGUUCAAAGAAAAGCUGAUGGAAGACAACCUCCCUCUUGCUGUUAUUGAGAAAAAAAUGUAAAAAGAGAGGUCGUUUUACAAGAAGAUGAUUGGAA